GCACAAGACACUGGUGCCAACUCACUCCUGCAGCCCCCUAGUCUCAAGCUCACACCAACCAGCAGGGCUCUGCGUGAGCCAAGCAACUCAAGAACACCACGAUGAAGAAGCUUCGCACCACCACCGCCACCACCACUCUGGCUCUCCUUCUCCUCCUCGUCCUCCUAGCAGCCACGUCCCUCCGUGUCGCCAUGGCUGGGUCAGCGUUCUGCGACGGCAAGUGCGGGGUGAGGUGCUCCAAGGCGAGCCGGCACGACGACUGCCUCAAGUACUGCGGGAUAUGCUGCGCCGAGUGCAACUGCGUGCCGUCGGGGACCGCCGGCAACAAGGACGAGUGCCCUUGCUACCGCGACAAGACCACCGGACACGGCGCGCGCACGAGGCCCAAGUGCCCAUGAUCGAUCCACCACCCAUGGCGUCUACAUGGUGAUGGGGAUAAUACCUACCUGAACUGGAAGAAUCCCUAUCAUGUACUGUACUUAGUACCAUGUCGCGGAUCACUACUAUAUUAUACGGAGUAUGCGUGUAAAUCAUGAUCUGAAGCAGGGCUCUGUGUAAAUCAUGAUCGAUCCGACUGCAUGUUGAUAAUGCAUAAUGCUGGCCUACUGGUAUGCCGGUAAAAAUGUCAUGAGCAAAUGUCAUUGUAAUGUAAAACAAACUAUCACGCAUUAGUAGAGUGUGUCCAGUAAUUUCCUUGUUC
Molecule: messenger RNA, 700 nt
Organism: Triticum aestivum (bread wheat)
Lineage: Eukaryota; Viridiplantae; Streptophyta; Magnoliopsida; Poales; Poaceae
Product: peamaclein
Exons: 2
Coding region: 102-398 (98 amino acids)
Source: RefSeq, a predicted model, not a curated record